AUAUCGGACAACUGCGAUUUGAGUGUCUGAAGUCCACAGGAUAGGGAGGAGUGAGUGGGUGAAGGAAGGAAAGUAAAGGAGAGAGAAAAUGGUGGGUGGCAGUAGCAGUGUGUUAAGGUCUUCAAUGAGUUCAUUUCUAUUACCCACUAAACUACCAUUAGGCAACAGGAUUACCCUGCUUCCAGUUUCUAAUACUGCUUCAUCUCGGGCCACUCACUUCAUCAAGUCAGAAAUGUCACUUUGUGUUGGAACACAUCUUAUACCUCAUCCAAACAAGGUCGAAAGGGGAGGAGAAGAUGCUUUCUUCGUAAGCAGCUUUAGUGGUGGAGUUAUAGCUGUCGCGGAUGGAGUAUCUGGGUGGGCUGAACGGAAUGUUGAUCCUGCAUUGUUUUCGAGAGAACUUAUAGCUAAUGCAUCCUCUAUGGUGGAUGACACUGAGGUGAACUAUGAUCCACAGGUUCUGUUGGGGAAGGCACAUGCUGCUACUUCUUCAAUAGGUUCAGCAACAGUAAUUGUCGCUAUGAUGGAAAGAAAUGGGAUUCUUAAGAUUGCAAAUGUUGGAGAUUGUGGACUACGUCUUAUUCGUAAAGGACAGAUAAUGUUUUCGACAUGCCCUCAAGAACAUUAUUUCGAUUGUCCUUAUCAAUUGAGCUCAGAAACUUCUGGUCAAACAUUCCUAGAUGCCAUGGUGAGCAGUGUAAAACUGGAGGAAGGAGACAUUGUAGUCAUGGGAUCAGAUGGGCUAUUCGACAAUGUUUUUGACCGAGAAAUUGUAUCAACUAUUGGCAGUAACAGGGAUGUUACUGAAGCUGCCAAGGCAUUAGCUAGGCUAGCUAGAGAUCACUCGAUGGACUCCAGUUUCGAUUCUCCAUAUUCAUCAGAAGCUCGAACCAAGGGUAACGAUGUGCCGGAUUGGAAGAAGAUGCUAGGGAUGAAGUUAACAGGGGGAAAACUGGAUGAUAUUACUGUCGUCGUUGGAGAAGUUGUAAAUCUUACAGAAAGCUCCUGGGUUUAGAUUAACAAAUUACAUCAAGGUGAAGCAGCCUCUAGCAACGACGAAUCAGAUACUUUAAAAAUUGGGAAUGUAAAUUCAAUAUCAAGGUAGCAAUUUCUCUGUUUUCAAAUGUUAAUGCUCAAAAUUUUGCCUGUAAAUUGUUGUCUUACUGAUCACUUGUCCUUAGAAUUUGAGCUCUGCUUGACACUGCAAGCACUUGAUGAACUCGAUCCAAGAUUUUUCUAUAAUCUUUAUGAGAGAUUGAAUGACAA
This is a messenger RNA of Spinacia oleracea (spinach), 1266 nucleotides long. RefSeq names its product probable protein phosphatase 2C 1. The coding region runs from base 89 to 1015 and encodes 308 amino acids. The record is from RefSeq and is a predicted model, not a curated record. Gene Ontology annotation, molecular function: protein serine/threonine phosphatase activity. Gene Ontology annotation, biological process: protein dephosphorylation. Gene Ontology annotation, cellular component: chloroplast. The transcript is spliced from 11 exons. Lineage: Eukaryota; Viridiplantae; Streptophyta; Magnoliopsida; Caryophyllales; Amaranthaceae.